UGUUUCGUUUGCUUGCGGGGGCGGGCGACUAUUUCCCACAACUGUGCGAAUAAUAAAUAAGUUCGGUUGGGAAAAUGUUUGGCAAUGGCCAGUCAGCAUUAGUCCUGACCCCUUCGCCAUGUCCGAUCGUCGAGGAGUGCACGAGAUACCCGGUGAAUACCAGCCAGUGCCCAGGGCGCAGGACGAGGCGACUCCAACGACCACAUCCUGCUGUCGGCGUCCCGAUUGCAAUUUUCGGCUCCAGGAUGAGCGUAAAGUUUGCUGCCGCAGCCACGGCUACAUCAUACCCGUGUUCAUACUCUUCGUCCUGGUGCUGAUUGUCCUGCUGUUGCCUUGGGAGACCUUCCACCCAAAUGCGAACGCAAACAGCCCCGUUCCCGUGGACAGUCCGUUGCCAUGCCAACUCGAACUGGUGGAGAGUCUGCCCGUGGGGUUGAACUAUAGCCAAGGGGACAGUCACCCCCAAUUGAAGAGCACCUUUCAGUCCUGGCAGCUGCUGCUGGGUCGGGCUAGGACCUCUGUGGACAUUGUCUCGCCGCACUGGACUCUGCGCGGGGUGGACAUCAACGACAGCAGCACUGGGCCGGGAGAUCACCUCUUUCAGCGCCUCCUGUCCAACGGAGAUGCAGGCAGACCCAAGCUGCGUCUUCGAAUUGUGCUGAAUCGCAGCCAGGACAGCUUAUGGCAUGCCGACGGCCGCAUCCUGGCCAACUACGGAGCGGCCGAAGUCGUGGGCAUCAAUUUCCUACACUCCAAACUCUGGCUGGUGGAUGGGGAGCACUUCUACCUGGGCAGUGCCAGCAUGGACUGGCGAUCGCUCACCCAACGCAAGGAACUGGGUGUACUGGCCACGAAUUGUCCACAUCUGGCCCAAGAUCUGGCCAAGAUCUUCAAGGCCUAUUGGUUCCUGGGCAACAAUGAAGUGCCGGAAUACUGGCCAUGGAUCUACCACACGCACAUCAAUCAGGGAAGACCGCUCUUGCUAAACAUAAACAAAAACCACACCAUGCGGAGCUUUUUGGCCAUUUCACCACCUGGACUGGCGACCACUGGAAGGAGCCACGAACUGGAUUCCAUUGUAGAGACCAUCGAUAAGGCCACCGAGUUUAUAAGCAUCGCUCUGAUGGAUUACUCUCCCCAGCUGCGGCGCAGUGACAAGCUGCAGUACUGGCCAUUUAUUGACAAUGCUCUGCGCAGAGCAUCCUUAGAGCGGAAUGUGGCUAUUAAGUUGCUAGUUUCCUGGUGGAAAUACUCGGAUCCCAGCGAAGAUCACUUCUUGAGAUCUCUGCAGGCGCUGAACAAGAUGCGGGAGGAAGUGGAUAUAGAAAUUCGCCGCUUUGUGGUGCCCACCACGGACGAGCUGGAGAGGAUUUCCGGUGGAAGAGUUAGCUGCAAUUCCUACAUGGUCACCGAAAGCGUUGCCUUCAUAGGCACCUCCAGCUGGUCGGGGGAGCAUUUCACUUACUCAGCUGGCAUUGGACUGGUUCUCCAGGACAUGGACUACAACAACAACAGCCUGCGUACCGACUUGUUGGCCAUUUUCCAGCGGGAUUGGUUUGGUCCUUAUGCGCUGCCUUUGAAACCCAAUUUAAGAAUUUGAAU
Messenger RNA from Drosophila elegans, 1602 nucleotides. RefSeq names its product 5'-3' exonuclease PLD3. The transcript is spliced from 2 exons. Gene Ontology annotation, molecular function: catalytic activity. Lineage: Eukaryota; Metazoa; Arthropoda; Insecta; Diptera; Drosophilidae. The record is from RefSeq and is a predicted model, not a curated record. The coding region runs from base 119 to 1600 and encodes 493 amino acids.